Messenger RNA from Aspergillus puulaauensis, 498 nucleotides. RefSeq lists its product as uncharacterized. The record is from RefSeq and is a predicted model, not a curated record. The transcript has 2 exons. Lineage: Eukaryota; Fungi; Ascomycota; Eurotiomycetes; Eurotiales; Aspergillaceae. Bases 1 to 498 code for a protein of 165 amino acids.
AUGACUUCAGGCAUCACCAGAUCUCCCCGAGCUGCCGCUGCUGGGGCACCCGAUUCAGCCUCACCUUCUCGUCAGCCCGCAACAAACCCAGCACAAUCCUCAUCCUCGCCAUCCACCGCCACCACACAACCACAAUCCAGCCCGCAGCCAGCCUUCCUAGGCCUCGGCCCCAAUUUUGCCCAUGACCCAAAGGCCCCCUUCACCGUGAGCUACGACCAAGAGGUCUAUCUCCAGCUGAUGGCAGGCGAAGAGGAUGCAGUGCAGACUGGCGUGGCUCCGGGUUCAUCGGGAUCAGGAUCAGGAUCAGGAACGGGGGGACCUAGUGCCGGAAACGGAACAGCUGGGACAAAGAAGAAUACCUUGAAAACGCCGACUCAGAUAUACCGCGAGGAAUGGGUCCGGCGCGCCUUGAACCCAGCGAUUUCUGAUCCGAGGGGCGAACCGAGCUCGAUUGAUUUUGAGUGUGCGGAAACGCAAAAGGCAAGGGAUAGGUUCUGA